This is a messenger RNA of Trypanosoma cruzi, 5601 nucleotides long. Its product is annotated as ABC transporter, putative. Bases 1 to 5601 code for a protein of 1866 amino acids. Gene Ontology annotation, biological process: lipid transport; transmembrane transport. The transcript has a single exon. Gene Ontology annotation, cellular component: membrane; intracellular membrane-bounded organelle. Gene Ontology annotation, molecular function: ABC-type transporter activity; ATP binding; lipid carrier activity. Lineage: Eukaryota; Euglenozoa; Kinetoplastea; Trypanosomatida; Trypanosomatidae. The record is from RefSeq and is a predicted model, not a curated record.
AUGGCUUCCUUUUGGUUUAUUCAGUUCAGGGCCUUCCUCUGGAAGGUUUUCCUGCAGCGUUGGAGGGCACCGGUGUCGACUCUUGCCGAGCUGCUGCUGCCUUGCGUUUUUACGCUUCUUCUGGCCUUGGGCUACUGGUUUUCCACGACAACGAAGGUACCCGUUACAGAUUAUUCUGGAACACAACCGAUGGAUAUGUCGUCGUUGCUUCCGGCCUUUUUCUGUCAAAACAUGUCAAGCCCACGUCCGUUUGGCCGCAGGUUACACGUAGGUCCAUGCGGACCGGCAGGGCCAAGUACCAUGUGUUUCCCUUUUGUGCGGGAUGGGGCUCUCUGCGUGCGCGACCGUGGGACUUUUUCUAAGGUUAUGUUUGGUGUGUACUAUGCCUCAGGCCCUAUUAAGGUCCCUACCCUGGAUGCCUAUCUUGCACUGUCUGCAUUCGUGUCGCACGAAUCGCGGAGAACGGGUUCCACGUUUUUCAGCCGCUCGGCACAGGCGAGUUUGUCACAUUAUGGAGACCUUCUGGUGGCUGGGAAAGACGGGGACACAUCCUUUGCCUCGGGGUUUGUCAAAUAUUGCAGCGAUGUCAGCGCUCUUUGUGCCGAGGUGGUGCAUAAGGAUCGUGUUUUCCCAACGUUAGCCGAAGCGGAGAAGUUUGCCCUGAAGCAUGACGACAGGGUCUGGGCCAUUGUGGAGUUGCCUACUCCCCUUCCAGGAUCGCCAGCAGCGGCAGGGGUGGAAGGAACCAUAUUCUCCAUUAGCAUGAACUAUACCGCCACCCCAUGGACGUUUGAAUCAAAAAUGCAGUUUUUCAAGGGGUUGGGCGAUAACGACUAUAUGUUGUACGUGGCAAGCGGAUUUAUGACGCUGCAGAAUGUUGUACAGCAAUUCUACGCGCGUUAUCGACUUGACAAGGCGCCCCCGCCACCUCCAUCUGGAGCCAAUGCCACAGGCAUUUUUGAAUUUGUUAACCUUCAAGGACCACCGCUGAUACCCAUGCCAGCUCCGCCAUAUGUCGACAACAGUUUUUACUCUCGCUGGGCAUACUUCAUGCCGCUUGUGGCGAUGCUUGCUGCUCUCUUCCCAGUGACGAAGCUUGUGAGUUGGAUCGUUGAGGAGAAGUCACUCAGAAUUCGAGAAGCCAUGCAAAUUAUGGGACUUCGCUGGUCAUGUAUGGCACUUGGGUGGUUUAUCUCUGCAUUCUUGAUGGAUUUUGUUGCCUCGCUUCUCGCCGCCAUGGUUUUCCGGCUCAGUUUUUUUAGUUACGUGAACUUUGGCGUGCUAUUCUUUCUCUAUUUCAGUUUUAUGCAGCAGAACACCGCCCUGAGCUUGUUUUUGAGCUCUUUAUUCACCAAUCCUCGGAUUGCGGGGGCAGUUGGGGCUUUGUGCAUUUUCCUUUGCAGUAUGCCGUACUACUCAUUUCCUGAUGGUAUGAGCAUGCUGCGGCUCGUGACGAUGAGUUUCGUUCCAUGUGUCGCCUACGCCAAAGCCUUCGAUGAGCUUGCCAAGUAUGCCUCCUUUGGCUACAAAUUCACGUGGAAGAAUACACGGGUUGGUGACUACAACGUUGCCAUGGCGAUUGGACUGAUGUGGGCAUCCUCAGGCAUUAUGUGGAUUUUUUGGAUUUAUUUGGAUCAAGUGUUGCCGUCUUCGAUUGGUCGUCGCAGACAUCCCUUGUUUUUCCUUUCGUGGGUUCGCAAGUUGUUUCCCUGCUGCUUCUGCUGCUGUGACCGCGAAGGUUCUGAAAUUAGCGAAAAAGACUUACAAAACACGAGGAAAUUCUCUAAUGGACUUGCGUCUGCUUCUGUAGGGACACUUCCGCCGCAUGACGGGAAGCCCGUCGACGAGGAGGUAAACUCCCAUGCGGUGGUAUUUCGUAAACUUCACAAGGUGUAUGAAACCGGGGGCAUUAUUGGAUGGCUGUACCUUUUUCUUACGGGGCUGCGCCGUGAUGGGGAUCGCCGUGAGGCAGUACGCGAUGUUUCUUUUAAUAUGGAUUUUGGGAAGAUAAAUGCACUGCUCGGCCCCAACGGUUCCGGCAAAACAACUCUGAUGGGUAUUGCCACUGGCAUGGUGACACCCACGAGUGGUGACGUUUACAUAUGCGGCCACAAUGCGGCAUAUAAACUGCACAAGUGCCGAGAGCAUAUUGGGUACUGCCCACAGUCGGAUAUUGUGUGGAAUCGACUGACAGUGGAGGAGCAUCUCACUUUCUAUGCCCGCAUGAAAGUUAGUGGGGGAUGGGACGUACGGGAACAAGUGGACGCUAUCGUCGCCAGCAUGCAAUUAGAGGAAAAGCGUCAUUGCAUUGCAAAAAGUCUAUCUUCUGGUCAGAGGAGGCGCUUGUGCGUUGGCAUAGCCCUAAUUGGGAAACCUGAUCUCCUUUUCUUGGACGAACCAACAGCCGGGAUGGACAUGCGAGGCAGAAAGGCGGUGUAUGACGCGCUCCAGAAGGGCCGUGACACCCGUGCGGUCAUGGUUUCAACCCACCUGCUGGAUGAGGCAGAUCGUAUUGGGGACAAGAUCCUCCUCAUGCAUGAGGGCGCUCUGUGUGGUGCGGGGUCAUCCUUGUUUUUGAAGUCUAAGAUGGACGUUGGGUACGUUGUGACAUGCGUGGUGGAGAGCUGUUCCUCUGAGAUGGAGGAGAAUAUUUGCAUCAGCCGUCUCACGGAAUUUGUACGUGAAAAGUCAUACCCCGGGCAUUCCCGUAACAUGUCUACAGAGCUGCAUUCCAUUUCCACAAAAUGCAAGCUGCUGGGUAUCGAGCGCCGUGGCCGCGAGAUAUCAUUUCGUUUUCCACUAUCUUUGCUCUCGGCUUCAGGAAGCGCCAUCAUCCGUGCCCUGGAGGAGGAGCGGGAGGCACUUUGCCUGCGCAGCAUUGGCUUGAGUCUGACGACACUGCAGGAUGUUAUGGAGUAUCUGACAAAAAGGCAACCAUCAACGAUGGCUACGGCGCCCUCAAAUGAGCCACUAACUGAUAAAGCGACGGAGCAUGGAAUUUCCAUCCAGAUAGAGGGUAUGGGCUCGAACCAAGGGUCUUGUUUCGGUACGGCCGUUGGCUGCGAGAUGAAUAGAGACAACAGCAGCAUGUCGCUUCUGAAUGAGACCCGCAAUUUGCAUGAUGAGAGUGAGUACUACAAUCCGCAUAGGCAGUCAUUGGCCAGACACUUUGCCGUACUUUUUAUGAAACGUGUACACUGCGCCAAGAGAGACCUUCGUCUCGUCGUGUUUCAGAUUCUCUUACCUGUGGUCUUCCUCAGUCUUGCCCUUUUGACAGACCUUAUGAGUCCACCGAAGCAGCCGGCACUCACCCUUGACGCGUCACUGUAUCCAGGUUACGACACCCAGCCGUAUUCAGAGGUCAUGUGGACAGUCUCAUCUAAAUUUCCAGACGUAUUUGAUGUGGAGAGAAGUAAUAUGUCUACUGCUUUUGGACCGUAUUACACGCCUAUCAGGGCCAAAUGCGAUGUGGAAAAUUGCAGUCAGCCACUCUCUGCUGAGCUGAUCCCUGAUAUAAGGACACAUCCAGCUACCCGUUAUAUCGCACUUGCCCUUACAAGCGCACAGGGAAAAAAAGGCACACCGACUUCUAUUCUUAUGCACAACGUCUCCGCCCGUCACUCAGCGCCUCAGUCCCUUAAUGCACUUUAUAAUGUCGUCAAUCACCAGUUGUUUGGUCAAGGCUCAAUGACAACUGCGCGGAAUGUGCCUAUGCACGUGGGACCAUUUGAACAGAAAAUGGUAAGUGCAUUCCGGCGUGUUAUAUUUGGGAUCUUUAUCCUUUUGCCCUUCACAUUUAUCCCAAGUAACACUGUCAGUUUUAUGGUAAGGGAGCGUCAAAGCGGUUCUCGACACCUUCAGUGGCUUGCGGGUGCAAAUGUUGUUGCAUUCUGGCUGAGUUCCAUGCUAUUUGACUUCUGCUGCUACCUUGUGACCGAGGCGCUUGCGAUGAUCAUCUUUGUCAUAUUCAAGCGAACGGAAUUUAUUGGUGAGCCUAAAACAGUGGUGGCAUCCUUGACACUCUUUACGGUGUUUGGAAUCAGUUCCGUUCCAUUCAGCUACGUUGUCAGCUUUUUUUUCAGUUCCCCUUUUGUCGCCCAGGGCGUUGUUCUUAUCGCAAACUUUGUUCUUGGAUUCUUGUGGGUCAUGGGAGAGCAGAUUAUUGGCGGGAUCAAAGAGCUGGAAACUUUUGUGACGCGCACGACACACGUCCUGCGUGUCAUCCCGUCCGUUUCUUUUGGUGAAGGUAUAUUCACCUUGUCAGGUGUGGAGCUGGCGAAUAUGAUGUUUCCUGAACGAAAGCGACCAAAUCUCUUUGACAAACUUGAGUUUGUUGAAGGCAAGUUCAGGGGCGGCAUUGGAACGGCUCUCAUUUACAUGUCAUGCACCCUUGUCGUCUCCCUCUUGUUACUGGCCCUGCUUGAGUACGCACGCAUACAGCGUGUCAAGUGGUUUUUUACCCGGAUGUCAUGCAGUAAGAGGAAGAACAAGAAGUCGUCGAAUCAAAACGCUGACGCGCCACCGUCUGCGCCUUGCAUUUGCCAUCAGCGUGAGGCGAAUAUGAAUAUUGAUGCUUCCGUCGCACGGGAGGAGGAGGAGGUUUGCCGCAACGAGACAGGCCGCAUUGAGGAUUGUAUCACACUUCAGCACAUCACAAAGAAAUAUGGCGGUACCCACCGGCCUGCUCUUGACGACCUCUCGCUCGGUGUCCACAAGGGCGAAAUUAUGGCCUUGCUGGGUCUCAACGGCGCCGGCAAGACUACGGCGGUCGGUAUUUUGGCUGGUGAGGUGGUCCCGACUUCGGGUUCAGCGUACAUUAAUCAUCUUUCUGUUCUCCGCUCCGCCUCGCGCAGCUAUGUCGGUUACUGUCCACAGAAGGACGCUCUUAUUGACCACUUGUCGCCGGGCGAACACCUGAGGCUCUACGCAGGUCUGCGUGGUGCCACUGACAAAUAUAUCCGUAAAGAGAUUCCCAAACUACUCGAUGCGCUGGGCCUCACGUCACAGAAGAACACCCCGGCGUACUCGUUGAGCGUUGGAAACAAGAGACGUCUCUCACUUGCCGUGGCCCUGGUUGGUGGUACCACGAGUGUGCUGCUCGACGAGCCUACUGCUGGCAUGGACGCCACCGCCCGCCGGCAAACGUGUGCUGUGGUCAGACGACUAACGCGGGCAAAAUCUGUUAUUCUCACAACGCACCUGCUCGAUGAAACGGAGGCUCUUGCAGACCGUGUUGCCUUUAUCUCAAAAGGGAAGCUGCGAUGUGUUGGGACGCCACAGGAGUUGAGAACACAUUACACGAACGACUCCGUUUACACCGUGCGCGUGGUGUUCGCUGAUGGUUGUGGGGCCAUUGAUGCCACCGGCGACGUCAUGAAACGCCUACGUGAGUUAUUCCGGACCUCCUCUUCGACGGAGGGGGAAGAAUGCGUCUUGGAGGGCGUCGUCGGUCGCACUGUGACCCUGUUGGUGCAGCAGAGCCUUUCGCAAAUUUGCAGCGUUGCAAGUGAAAUCCGUGAAGGAGGAUUGGAGGGGCUUCCACCGGUGGUUCAAGUGAGCGCGACGCAGGCGACGCUGGAGGACAUUCUGCUGAGCAUCUGA